Molecule: messenger RNA, 426 nt
Organism: Arabidopsis thaliana (thale cress)
Lineage: Eukaryota; Viridiplantae; Streptophyta; Magnoliopsida; Brassicales; Brassicaceae
Exons: 2
Coding region: 1-426 (141 amino acids)
Source: RefSeq, marked reviewed
AUGGUGGUUAUGGUGGUAGUUCCGGCGGCGGCGGUUAUCCGGCGACGGCGACGUGGUUGUCCGGCGACGGUGGUUGUCCGGCGACGGUGGUUGUCCGGCGACGGUGGUUGUCCGGCGACGGUGGUUGUCCGGCGACGGUGGUUGUCCGGCGACGGCGGCGGUGGUUGUCCGGCGAUGGUGACGGUGGUUGUCCGGCGGUGGCGGCGGCGGUUUCCAGCAACGGCGGUGGUUGCCGGCGAUGGUCGUUAUGGUGGUGAUUCCGGCGGCGUCGGUUUUCCGGCGGCGUCGGUUUUCCGGCGGCGUCGGUUUUCCGGCGACGGUGGUUGUGGUUGUCCGGCGGCGGAGGUGGUUGUCCGGCGGUGGAGUUGGUUGGCCGGCGGCGGUGGUUAUCCGGCGACGGUGGUUAUCCGGCGGCCGUGGUUGUAG